AUGGUUACAGCAGUGGAACAGUAUAAGAAACUAUUUCUAUGUAAAAAACCUUAUCGUAAUGAGACUCGACGUGGCUCCGUUGAGACACAACGAAUCAUUGGACAUACUGACAAGACAUGUCGAAACAUGAUAAGAAUGAGUCGAAAGGCGUUCUUUAACCUAUGUCAAGUGAUGCGUGCCAAGGGUCUUUUGUAUGAUACAAUUAAUGUUCAAGUUGAGGAACAAGUGGUUAUUUUUUUAUAUGCAAUCGGUCACAAUGUUAAGAACCGCGUCCUCUUACAUUUGUUUGGGCAUUCAGGUGAAACUAUCAGUCGGUAUUUUAAUCUUGUUUUGGGAGCAGUUCUCAAAUUGUACCCGGUAUUGUUGAAGCCUCCAAGUACCAUAACACAUGAGCGAAUAGCAGGUAACUAUAAGAGCUUUUACCCUUACUUCAAGGAUUGCAUUGGAGCCAUAGAUGGAUCACAUAUCCCUGCAUGGGUACCAAUUGCUCAACAUCAAACAUUUCGUGAUAGGAAGGGAAAUAUAUCGCAAAAUAUCCUAGCAGUUCGUGAUUUUGAUAUGAAGUUCACAUAUAUACUUUCUGGUUGGGAAGGACCAACAUCUGGUUCACGAAUAUUAGAUGAUGCCAUUCACAGAGAAGGUGAGGCAAAACUACCAGUUCCUAGAGGUAAAUUCUAUCUUGUAGAUGCAGGGUUUACAAACCAGAAGGGUGUUCAAGAAGAAGAGGAAUGGCUUGAACAGGAGAAUGCAGUUACAGGUGAGAAUACUAAUGAAGAAGCAGAAGACAAUGAUGAAAAUAGUGAUGAGGAUUCUGACGUUGAUGAUGAAGAUGAUAACUUUGAUCAAGAUCAAUUCUGA
Molecule: messenger RNA, 858 nt
Organism: Macadamia integrifolia
Lineage: Eukaryota; Viridiplantae; Streptophyta; Magnoliopsida; Proteales; Proteaceae
Product: protein ALP1-like
Exons: 2
Coding region: 1-858 (285 amino acids)
Source: RefSeq, a predicted model, not a curated record